Molecule: messenger RNA, 7253 nt
Organism: Orcinus orca (killer whale)
Lineage: Eukaryota; Metazoa; Chordata; Mammalia; Artiodactyla; Delphinidae
Gene: PROM2
Product: prominin 2
Exons: 24
Coding region: 2798-5299 (833 amino acids)
Cellular component (GO): cilium; prominosome; apical plasma membrane
Molecular function (GO): cholesterol binding
Source: RefSeq, a predicted model, not a curated record
UGCUGCCUGCCAGCCCCAUGCCCUUAGAGGCUGCUGCAGGGGUAUCCCCGCUGCCGAGGGGCCCGGCCCCACACAGUCUGCUCGGUCUGUUCCUCCAAGGAAUUCAAUUCUAGCAGCAAUUUCAUCUCCUCCUCUGCCCAGCACCCAGGGCUGACCCCUGAGCCCCACCUGCUCUCCCAGUUAGGGCUGGGGGAGGGGAGGAGACUCAGGCUGACCAGCCAGCUUGAUGAUAGAUUGUUCCAUCAGGAUCUGGCUCAGGAAGGAGGCUCUUGGCUUGGCCCCUGCCUCGGGAAAAUCCCUUCUUCGAUGCCUCACUUUGUCCACCUAUCAAAUAGGCAGAUUCAGUAUCUUUAUCAACCCUCCUGGCCCUAUGCUAGAAAAGAGGCUUGGUACGUUUUGUUUUUUUCUUGGGUGAACGCUUAUCUUCAAAGUGCAGCGCUUUUACUAGAGACACAGGAAAACAAGAGCAGUAGCGACUGAUUGCCUUAAUUACAACAGCUGAGAAGAGUCUGGCGGGGAGACAGGACGUGGGGGCCUGGGCUGCUUAUUUCCCAAAGCUCCAAGGGUUCCUAAUCCUCCCCAGGAGGCUGGGACCUCAACUCUCCUACACUCUCUGGGGUGCACCCAAGUCAGAAAAUACAAAAAAGCCUAAAUGGCAUUUACUAAAUCACCAAGGUGGAUUAUAUCAACUUGGGAAAGGGCUAUUGCCAUGCUGCUGGUGGCGGGACUCGUUAUUGAUAGAAAGUGAUGGCCAGGGGAGUCAUUCCUUCUGACAGCUCACAUUGGAGGAGGAGAGCGAAGAGGGGCAGGCAGGCUGUGGGGAGACCAGGCCUUCCUGACGGCAGCUUCCGGGAGGCCAAGACACCCCCCAGCACAGCUGCUGAGCUCAGGUGAGUCACAUGGGAAGGGUGAGGGGUGGGUACGGCCUGCGUUUAGCUUUUCAGCACAGUCAGAGGGGGGAGGGGUCAGGGGCCUUCCCCCGUGACUGAGGUUGGGCUCCAGGGGUCAGUGCUGGCCCUGGACUGCACCCCCUGCCCUGGACCUGAGGAACUAGGGCACCCCCAGCCCAUUCCCCACUGCAGCCGUGACCCUCAUCUCUGAGUCACCCUUUGAUGAGGUUCCGAUUCCUGUCUGCACCCCGUUAUUAACUGGACUCUUCCUUCCACAACUGUGUACUCUUAUCCCCCAGCUCUGAGCAAACUGUGGGGGCAGCAGUGGGAAGCGUGGGCACUCUGCCGCAGGCCCAGCUGUGACUUACACUUAAAUCACUUCCCUACUGCAGACUCCCGUGAGCAGCCAAAGACCCCUGUGCCCCUCACACACCCCGCAGACCAGGGCUGAGCUGGGGGGAUGCAGGGACAGGCCCAGCCUCUCCCUCCAGGGCUCCCAUGGGGGCUGCUGUGGAAACUCACAAACUUCUAAUACUUCUUUGAACACAAGUAACGCAUGUUUGUUGCACACACAUUAGGAAGCACAGAUGAGCAGAAGAGAAUUAAAAAUUGCCCGUGAUUCCACCCGGAGAUGAUCAUCGUUUUAUGCCUUCACUCCGUGUAUUCAGCCAUUUGUCAUCAGCUGUUCACACUUGUUAGUGCGCUGCGAGCAUCGUUCAGGGCAAAAGAGCCAUUUCCCCAUCAUUUUCUUUAAUGACAGCCCAGUGUGUGAGGUGGUCAUUUCACCAAUUUUUUCACGGUAGUGCCAUCGGGGCUGCUUCCUGUAUCAUGAAUAACGUUGCCAGGAUCAUCUUCCAUCCAUUUAGCAAUAUUUUCCCCGACUGCUCAGCUACAGGCACCCUCUGGGUACUGGGCUUACAGCCACUGACAAAACAGAGGCCUGUGCAGACACAUCUCUGGGCAUAUUCUUUUCUGUUUUUUUUUUAACAUCUUUAUUGGAGUAGAAUUGCUUUACAAUGGUGUGUUAGUUUCUGCUUUAUAACAAAGUGCAUCAGCUAUACAUGUACAUAUAACCCCAUAUCUCCUCCCUCUGCGUCUCCCUCCCACCCUCCCUAUCCCACCCCUCUAGGUGGUCACAAAGCACUGAGCUGAUCUCCCUGUGCUAUGCGGCUGCUUCCCACUAGCUAUCGAUUUCAUAUUUGGUAGUGUCUAUAUGUCCAGGCCACUCUCUCACUUCAUCUCUGGGUAUAUUCCUGAUAGUUCUUUCAGCUGAUGACUGGAUGGGACAUUGCUGGGCACAGCUUUGCUGGGAUUCACUCUUCCAAAGGAUUGUGCCCGUCUCAGUGGCCCUUCAGAGAGCCGCUCUGGACAAAGCCCUGUGGCCUCUGUGCUCCAGAAUGACCUGGCAUGGGCGCAGGCAUGACCCUAGGAAACAGAGCAGGCCCCAGCGGAGUCUGGCCGCACUCCGGGCCAGACUUUCACGGGGUGGUUGUUUUCCCAGGCCCCAGAUUUGGCGGCUGCGUCUGGGCGCAGGAUGUAAUAGUUGAAAUUGGGCCAUCCUAGAUAACCCAGAGGUACUGAGGUGCCUUCCCCACCCAGCUCCGGAGGCAGCCCUCCCAGAAGCAUCUGGGUAGGGGAGAGGGCGCCCAGGCUCCCACCCCAGGCCGCUGGGAGCGGGUCCGGACCAGGCCCUGCCCCCCACCCCACAAACCCCACCCCCAGCCCAGGCCUCCGCCCCUGCCCCGGCCGCGCUCCGGCGGGUGCCCAGGUAGCCCAAACCUGUCGGGCCGGUUUCGAGAGCAGCGGGACGGAGGCUGGUGAAGGAUGCACGGCCAGCCCCGUGCGCGGCCCGCACUCUCGGCCGCCUGAGCCCCGUCCGCCCGGCCCGCAGCCCACCGGCCGACCCCAUGGUGCGUGCGCCCGGCCUCCUGGCGGCCCUGCUGGGCCUGGGGCUGGCCCUGGCCCUGGCCCUGCGGCGGGUGGGCGCGGCGGACUGCGGGGCCCUCGGCCCGGCGGAGCGCCUGGCGUUCGCCCCGGCGGCCAAGACCCGCUGGCUGGCCCCUCGCGUCCGCGCGCCGGGGCCCCUGGACCCCCUCUACGGCACCGUGCGCCGCUUCCUCUCCAUGGUGCAGCUCAACCCCUUCCCCGCCGAGCUGAUAAAGGCCUUGCUGAAUGAGCCAUCCUCCGUGAAGGCGGAUGAGGUGGUGCAGUAUGAGGCAGGCUACGUGGUGUGUGCCGUGAUCACCGGCCUCUACCUCCUGGUGGUACCCGCCGCUGGGCUCUGCUUUUGUUGCUGCCGCUGCCGCCGGCCCUGUGGUGGCCGAGUGAAGAUGGAGCACAAGACGAUGGCCUGCGAGCGAGGCACCCUCAUGGCCUUCCUGCUGCUGACCACCCUCGUACUGCUGAUCGGCGUGGUCACUGCCUUUGUCACCAACCAGCGCACGCAUGAGCAGAUGGGCCCCAGUGCCAAGGCCCUGCCGGAGACUCUGCUCAGCCUCCGGGGCCUGGUCUCCGAUGUCCCCCAGGAGCUGCAGGCCGUGGCACAGCAGUUUUCCCUUCCUCAGGAGCAAGUCUUGGAGGAACUGAAUGGUGUCCACGGGAGCAUUGGGAACACGAUCCACACGCAGCUCCGGAGCACCGUGUAUGAGGUCCUGGCCUCUGUGCUCAGCCUGGGCCAGGCCCUGCAGGUCUCCGUGGACCACCUCCGAGCCCUGAACGCCACCUCCGUGGAACUUCAGGAGGGGCAGCAGGCCCUGGCGCCGGCUGUCCAGGGGCACCGGGAGCACCUCCUGGCCCUGCUGCAGGAGCCCAGCUGCCGGGGCUGUGCAGAGGCCCUGGACAGAGCCCACGCCUUGGAGCUGGGAGCUGACUUCAGCCAGGUGCCCUCUGUGGAUGAAGCCCUGCAUCGGCUGAAAGGCGUCCCAGAGGCCAGCUUCUCCAGCAUGGUCCAGGAGGAGAACAGUACCUUCAACGCCCUCCCGGCUCUGGCUACCUUGCAGACGGCCGACGUGAUCAGAGAGCUGAAGAAGGUGGUGGCCCAGCAGCCUAGAGAGCUAAGGACACUGGUCGAAGCGUUCCCAGGCUGGGAGGCGGCUUCUCGCUGGAGCCAAGCACUGGAGGAGAUGGAACAGUGCAGCCGCCCCUACCUGAAGGAGGUGCAGAGAUAUGAGAAAUACAGGUGGAUGGUGGGCUGCCUGCUGUGCUCUGUGGUCCUGCUUGUGGUGGUCUGUAACCUGCUGAGCCUCAACCUGGGCAUCUGGGGGCUCUGUAACAGGGAAGACCCCAGCCACUCGGAAGCCAAGGGCAAGGCUGGAGCCCGCUUCCUCAUGGUGGGUGUGGGCUUCAGCUUCCUCUUCGCCGCGCCCCUCAUCCUCCUUGUCUUCGCCACCUUCCUGCUGGGCGGCAACGUGCAGACCCUGGUGUGCCGGAGCUGGGAGAGCGGGGAGCUCUAUGAGUUUGCAGACACUCCGGGGAGCUUGCCGUCAUCCAUGAACUUGUCCCAACUUCUUGGCCUGAAGAAGAACCUCAGCGUCCUCCUGGCCUAUCAGCAGUGCAAGCAAGGGGCUGCGCUCUGGACGGUCCUGCAGCUCAAUGACUCCUAUGACCUGGAGAAGCACCUGGAUAUCAGCGAGUACACUGCCAAGCUGCAGCAGGAGUUGCAUAAGCUCAAAGUGGACGUGAAGAAUCUGGACCUGCUGAGCCCAGCCGCCCGCCAGGACCUGGAGGCGCUGCAGAGCAGUGGGAUCGAGAGCAUCCACUACCCAGGCUUCCUUGUUGAGAUUCAGAAGCCUGUGGUGAACAUCAGCGUGGAGAAGCUGGCCCAGGAGCUGGAGGGACUGGCCCAGACCCAAGGCAAUACUGUGCUGGCGCAGCAGCUGCAGAAGGAGGCCCAGGGGCUCAGAAACCUCCAUCAGGAGAAGCUCCUCCUCCAGCAGAGGCUUGUGGCUAAGCUCAACCUCAGUGUCCAUGCCCUGGCAUCCUCUGCCCCACUUCUCCAGCUGGAGACCUCAGAUGUCCUGGACAGAGUCACUCACCUGAAAGGAGAGCUGCCUACCUGGGCCACCCGUAUACUGAAGAAUGAAACUGAGUGUUUCCUGACCCGGGAGAUGGGCUACUUCUCCCAGUACGUGGCCUGGGUGAGAGAGGAGGUGACUCAGCGCAUCGCCACCUGCCAGCCCCUCUCCACAGCCCUGGACAAUGGCCGUGUGAUCCUGUGUGACAUGGUGGCUGACCCCUGGAACGCCUUCUGGUUCUGCCUGGGCUGGUGCGCCUUCUUCCUGAUCCCCAGCGUCAUCUUCGCUGUCAAGACCUCCAGAUACUUCCAUCCCAUCGGGAAACGCCUCAGCGCCAGCAGCUCUGAGGACACUCAGCCCUUCCACAUCCCCCGUGUCACCUCCCUGAAGCUCUAGGACCGCAGUGAGGAUAUGGACGCAAGGUGAUGCAUGGGGCUGCCUGCCUUCCCUGCUGACUUUGCCUGGACCAGAGGAUUUCUGUCGCUUUUGCCACCAGAGCCCAGGCUGGCAUCCAGGCCUGGAUUGUCCCCCAAUUCCAGUUACCUGAGCCCAUCUUGCUACUCCCUUUGCACCCCUUUCUGCUCACGACCCCUUCAUUCAUGCUCAAAAACACACUUACCUUCUGUUGAAUCUCAGAGCAAACAGGUUCCUCCAGGUGUGUCUCCCUCAUCCUCCUUGCUGCAAUAUAUUAGCUCCAGGAAGAGCCUGUUCUCCACCUAGUGGAACCUCCUCUUCAGCCCCUUGGGCAGGACAGAGGCCCUGGCCAGCCCCACUCUGUCCCAUCUGCCCCUCCCCCUGCCCAUGCCUCCCACACCUUGCCCCUUUUCCUCCUCUCCUCUGACCCCCCACUUGCCCCACUUCACUCUGUCCCCUCCCCAGCCCUCACUCCCUCCCCCCAGGGAAGCCCUUUCCCCCCCUUUGUCCCCUCUUUACCUGUCCCCUUACUACCUGUCGGCCACAGGGACCCCUCCUGCCACCAAGCAGGCCAGGGGCCACCAUGGCCUGGGCCCGGGCCGGCUGCAGGCUCUGCCUCGUGGCCCCUGAGCCCUCUGCUGCUCAGGGGGUGGGACCCUCCACAGACCCCGGCCUGGAUGUCUGGCCCCCAGGGGGUGUGGGAGGCCCGUGUGAAGGCUGAGCCCCCCGUCUGCACCUUGGGCUGGAAGUCACACUGCUGUCCCUCGCCUUAGGGAGCACUGACUCCCUAAGAAGGGACCUGGGAUGUGGGCUGGAGCAGGGGCUCCCCCUCAGCUCCCGAGAAGGUAGCCUCUUCGACAGUCACCACCCAGCUUUCCAGGAGAGAUCUGGUGGCCACAAGAGGAUUUGGCACUGUGGCCCUUACCUCUUCUAUCCUAUGCCCCUGACUGGGCAUCACCCCUAGUCCAUCCCUGUGCCCUCCCUGCAUGCUGGACCCUGAGUUCCAGAAAUGGGGAGGAGGAGGGGAGAGAAGAGGUGGACAGGACGGAUCCAUUAAAGUGUUCUCACCUGGCUAAGUCUUGGCCUUGGAUCCUUCCGCUCUCCCAGGUAGGGCCCUGGAUGGGGUUGGCGCUUAGUGAGUGUUUGUGGAGAGAAUCCAAGGCCUCCUCUGACCACAGGCAUCCAGGGGUCCCCCCAGUAAUCAGCAGGUGGGGAGUGGGGCCCACACUGAGAGCAGGCAGACUUGGGUUCACACCUGGCUCUAACGUUUGGUAACCAGGGCACCUUGAACAUGAUCCAUGGGUCCCCUAGACCUCAGUUUUUCCACCUAUAAAAUGGGGAAAAUAGUCAUAGCCACCUCCUAGGGUUGUGAAUAAUGUGACAAUGUGUGGAAAUCCCUUGGCAGGGGCCUGGCACAAAACAGAUACUCAAAUGCUGCUUUUUUUUUUUUUUUUUUUUUUUGCCAUGACUGCUCUGGGCCGGGGGCAGAGCUGGGUCUGGGCAGAUACAAGCGAAGAGGGAGAUGGGUCCCUCUUCAAAGGAGCAAAGCCCUUCAAGAUUAGAGUCUGCUGAGUUUCAGAGGGUGUCUAUGUUUAGUUGCAUCUUACAAACCAGCAACAAAUUUGCUACUAGAAAUUGGGAUGGUGCCUACACAAUGUAUGGUCACUAUGGCACGCACACUCUCAGACCAGCAUCCUUGAGUGUAGCACAAUUGCCUCUUCUGGGCUUUUCCCAGAGGAUUCUUGGCUUGCUUUUCAUGUUGCUCUGUGUGGGGAACUGAAGCACCCUGCAUUUUAAGAAUGAGAUUGAUGGGAUAAAAAUAGAACUAGAAAAUGAUUAAAAAAUCAUUUCUAGUUCUCUAUCAAAGUUGCCUAUCUUACCUUUUAUGUAUCUGAGCAAACAAGUAUGGUUAUUUUAAAGUUCAAUAACUCCCUAA